This is a messenger RNA of Cloeon dipterum, 609 nucleotides long. RefSeq lists its product as uncharacterized. Lineage: Eukaryota; Metazoa; Arthropoda; Insecta; Ephemeroptera; Baetidae. The transcript has 3 exons. The record is from RefSeq and is a predicted model, not a curated record. The coding region runs from base 158 to 580 and encodes 140 amino acids.
GAGGUAAUUUUUAGUCUUGUUUGAUUUUUAUAAGUAUUGUUGUGCGGGUCAAGUAUGCCAAUCUUUGAACCAUACAAUCUCAAAAAGAUAAAGAAAAUCAUAAGCGCCGGAAUUUUAAGAUAGUCCAAGUCGAGUCUGACAUUUUAACCUAGCAACAAUGGAUCAGAGGGUUACGUGCAUCUUUCAUAUUUGUUUGGCCUGGGCAACAGACGCUCAGGAGAGUAACAAGGAAUUCAGCUACUACAUCUUGACCAAUGUCAACUGGGACUCUGCAAAUCAAAUUUGCGGCAUCUCAAAUGCAACGCUUGCCAACUUGGAAACGCAAGAGGACCUGACGAAAGCAUGGAACAAUGCUCCUGUUGUGUGGCCGUACUGGACAUCUGCUAGUGAUAACGAGCCUGGAGAUUUCACCUGGGGCAACGGCAACCCGCUCUUUAAUAAUUCUAGCAUGUGGGCUGCCAAGGAGCCCAAUGACUUUGGAGCUGAUCACAAAACCUGUGUCACAAUGAGCGGAGGCAAGCUCUUUACGGAGCGUUGCACUUGGGCCUGGUAUGUUGUUUGCGAAAAACUUAUAAACUAAUAAAAUUCCAUUAUUCAAAAACAAAAAAA